UGCAGUUAAUGUAAACAUAAGCAAAUUUGAAAACUUUUAAUAUCUUCGACGGAUUGAAAUGUUGUAUCGCUUUUUUUAAAAAGAUUUAUCGAUGCUUUGAUACAAUUCUAAAAGUGGUAUUUCAAUUUGGUUAAUAUAUAUAACUAUUAAUCAGUGGUAGUUUUUUGCUCCCCCCGGAUUUACAAUAAAGUAAAUUUAUUUUGAUGUGUGAGGAGAGAGCAACAAGGAAAUAAACAAAGAAGCCUGUAUACAUUGUCGUUUGGAAUAUAUAAAAUGGACUUUUAUUGUUUAUUCAGUCAGAUUAGUGAAAUAUGCCUGGUUGUGCAGCUGUUGGUUGCAACAAUCGCAGUGAAAAAGGUUAUAGAAUGAAAUGUUUUCCACGUGACCCAAUAUUAAGAAAAAUUUGGCAGGACCGUGUUGGUAGAGCUGACUGGGAGCCAUCUAAUAAUUCAUUUCUUUGUCACGAACAUUUUGAAUCUGACAAAUGGUGCACAAUGGAGAAUGGUAGAGUCAAAUUAAAAAAAAAUGCAAUACCUUCUAUUUUUGCUGUAAAUUCAACUAGAAAAUCUAUCAAGAGACGUAUAAUGAGAACAGAUGAUAAUAAAAACAAUUGCAACAGUGUGAUGCAUGUAAAAAAUAAUAGGGAUUAUUCAUCCAUUGAUUAUUUGGAAGAAAAAUAUUCUGUUUUACAAGAUAUUGAUGAUUCAUCAGUACAGUUUGUACAUCAGCAAAUGAAUAAUUUUUCGAAGUCAAUAGAAAGUAACCAAUCAUUCCCUGUGCAAGAUUAUAAUCAGCAAGGACAUAUUUUAAUUUCAGACGAUAAAGACGAUAAUAUAAAGACAGAGGAAGUAGUCGAAGUUGAAUAUAACGUUGAAAAGCAAAAGGAUGAAAAGAAUGAGAAGCCUGUUAAUGAUCUCGUAUCGAAUUCAACUGACAACUCCAAUGAAGAUUUGACCAAACCAGAAUCAAAAAAAGUUGCACAAUCAGUUCAUAAUUAUGAUGAAAUAGAGGAGAAACUGAAACAAAUUUGCGACGGUUAUUUUGGAGAUUCUAAUUCUAAUAAUAUGGAGAAACAGCAGUCGGUCUGCGAUAAUCAAAAAGAAGUUUUGCAACAAGCAUCAAGCAAAACUCCAGUCCACAGAAGUAUAAAUUAUAAACAUUCCUCAGGGAAUAAUAUUGGGCACAUGCUCACUAAUGAUACGGAAAAUAUCGAGAUAAUCUUUAGUGCCGAAGAUAGGGAAGAAAGUACGCGCAUACGCAAAUGUGCAUCUCGUAAUAGCAAUAUAGCUGAUGAAAAUGAAGUGUUGGAUCUUCAUACUACCAAUAUUGAUAAUGUUAACAAUGACAAAGAGAUCGAGCAAAAUAUGAAUGUCACUCCGAAUAUGAUGGCCGCCAUGAAACGUAAACGGAAAACUCGGGAUGAAAUCAUGAAAUCCAUAGAGAAAUCCAUCUGUAACGUUUCCUCUCAGGACACGAACUCCUUGAGCGACAGCGAUAUCUUUGACGACAGUGGGAAAAAGAUAGAUCGAAGAAAAAAGAUACAGAAGACGCAGGAUGAGAGCAGCAGCGACGCUUCACCGGCUACGAUGAAGUUCACGGUCAAGGUAACGGGCCAUCCUGAUGAUGUGUCUGAUAUUAUGUACAACUUGUCGAGAAGUACAGGAGAUGUUAGUCUUCAAGAAUACAACGAGGUCCACUCACCCAAAGAAGAUGAUGGACUUGUUACAUCCGUUAUAACAAUAGACGAUUGUUCAGUAGACGUGGACAUCAAGACCGAAUUUCAAGACAACUAUCUCUCUUCAUCGUGCUUUGGAGAUAUUGCUAUUAAUGACCGAAUGUCGUUACCUUCAACUUCAAAAAAUUGCCGAUCCCUAAGCACAAAAGUAACGCCACGCACUGACGAGGACUUAAGCGACCUAAGUAUGAAUAGCAAUCGUUCACCAGUCGUUCAGAAUGCUACAACGAACGAUUGUGCCUUUAUACGCAAAUAUGACGGAUUGCAACCAAAAUCGUCAGUACAAGCGGACGUUAGAAGGCUCGGCAAUCAGCUUUUUCUUUGUAAUCAUAUAGAAUACGAAUUACAAAAUAAGAAAUUAAAAAGCCUUCCUCUUGAAAAAGAGACACAAGAUAUGACAGAUAAAUUGCACGUGCUAUCGAACGACGUAGCGCCUCUCUCAACGAAUGUGAAAGACAUGCAGCAGAAAUUGAUCGAUGACUUAACAAGCAAGCUAAAUCGCUUCGAGGAAACAAACAAGAAAUUAGUGAAGUCUGCGACUGCGGGAAUUGAACAAAUGAAAUAUUUGCAAAAUCAACUUAGACAGAGAGACAAUAAAAUAAAGGACCUCACUUGGAAAUUAAACAAGGCCUCGAAAAUCCUCGACCGAACGCAGAAAAAUUCGAUCACGUACCAAAAGAAGAUGGUGAAUAUGCAAAGCUUCUUGAAAAAGAAGAAAUAUAUGGACGACAAGGUGGUUCAAUUGAAUGAGAUAUUAAUAGAAGCCAUUAAGAAGGCCUAUAUCAACAAAGUUUUGCCAAUGAACAUAGCGACGAAAAUAAAAAGAACAUGCGGUAUGACCGAAUAUGACAAGUUGUUGCAAUCUGGACUACCACUUCCUGUACGAGUUUCUAGCGACAGUCCCCAAGAUUCUGACAAAAACAACAAGAUUCUGCGACCAGCCGUAUCAAAACGCAACGCGAAGAAAAUGAAAAAAGACGAUACGCAGAGCACGGAAAUUAAGAAAACAUGCGAUACGACCGAAUUCGACAAGUUGUUGCAGUCCGGAUCUUCACUUUCUAUGAGAGUUGCCAACGACCAUCUCUCGGAACAUUCUAACGAAAGUAACAAGAUUCUGCGACCAGCUGUAUCAAGACACAAAACGAAGAAAAAAGAUGAUACAGAGACGAUGCAGAACACGGAAAACCACGUGGAAAUAUAUUUGGAGAAUGUGGAAUCGAGCGAAAAAAUCACGUUAAAUGACUGUAAUGAGUACGCAGACUGUAUAGAGACUGUAAUGGGUACGGUCCAGGACAUUUUCGACGAAAGCAGCGACGACGAUGAUUUUAGUAUCAAUGAAUUGACUGAAGAUUUUAUUUUACAACUGCGUAAAUUUAUGUAGCGGCAGAUUAAUUAUAUCAAUUACGAACGAGAUUGCAAUAAAAGAUUACGUCUCUUGUCGUAAAA
This is a messenger RNA of Odontomachus brunneus, 3181 nucleotides long. RefSeq lists its product as uncharacterized. Bases 312 to 3116 code for a protein of 934 amino acids. NCBI's taxonomy places the organism in Eukaryota, Metazoa, Arthropoda, Insecta, Hymenoptera, Formicidae. The transcript is spliced from 3 exons. The record is from RefSeq and is a predicted model, not a curated record.